AUGGUCAAGGAUGCUGGCAGUUUGGGCGAGUUUGUGAGCGAAGCACUUCUUGUACCAGACAAGUGCAAAUUCCUACACCAAGAGAAAAUGGACUCCUGUGAGACCUACUUGUAUUGGCAUAGUGUGGCUAAAGAGGCCUGCAGUGGUGAACAUCUUGAGCUACACAGCUACGGCAUGUUACUGCCUUGUGGAGCUGACCGCUUCCGAGGUGUGGAAUACGUGUGCUGCCCUUCACGCCCGCCAGCCAUCAGGGUGGAGCAAGCUACGGAGGGACCCCCGGUGGUUGCCCAUUUAAGGGAAGAAGCCCUGCGCAGCAACAAAGUACCAACAGGGCGUAUCCCAAUAGAGGAAGAAAGUUUAGAAUUGGAGGAAGACAGAAAUAUGGAUGAAGAAGAGGAAGAGGAGGUGGAGGAGGAGGAAGAAGAAGACGAGGAGGAGGAGGAAGAGGAAGAAGAGGAAGAGAUUCCUGGAGAGAGUGCUCCUGACUCUAACCGUUUCCGUGCUGCCUGGGAUGACUAUUAUGUGGAACCAGGGUACUACGAUGACAGCAUCACUCAAACCACCAUCACCACUACGACUCAGACCACAGAAGAAGAUGUCAAAGUGACCCCAACCCCUCGCCCAACGGACGGGGUAGAUGUUUAUUUUGAAAUGCCUGGAGAUGGGAAUGAACACGCCAACUUCCUGCGAGCCAAGAUGGACCUGGAGGAGCGGCGCAUGAAACAGAUCAAUGAGGUGAUGAAGGAAUGGGCUGAAGCUGACAACGAAGCCAAAAACUUGCCGAAAACAGACCGGCAAGCACUGAACGAGCACUUCCAAUCUGUCCUCCAGACACUGGAAGAGCAGGUGGCUGGAGAACGCCAGCGGCUGGUGGAGACCCAUCUGGCCCGGGUGGUAGCACAGCUGAAUGAUAACCGUCGGGCGGCACUGGAGAACUACUUGACUGCUGUACAGAACGACCAUGCCCAGCCUGAUCGCAUCCUGGCAGCUCUGAAGAGAUACGUACGGGCCGAACAGAAAGAUCAGCGCCAUACUCUCCGCCAUUACCAGCACGUGGCAGCGGCUGACCCCGAAAAGGCCGAACAAAUGAAGUUCCAGGUGUAUACUCAUCUCCAUGUCAUUGAGGAACGGAUGAACCAAAGUCUUGCGUUGCUGUACAAGAAUCCCCAGCUAACUCAGGAGCUCCGAGGAGAUAUAGAGGAGCUCCUGCGAUCCGAACGGGUGUCCACCAAUGACCUGCUUACUACCUCCAUCUCCGAGACCCGUACCACUGAAGAGUUCUUACCCAUGGACAGUGGGGAGGAUCUAGCUGCGGAGACCCGUGAUGGAGAAGCUUCAGGGCUGGCAGAAUACGACUAUCCAACUAGUGACAAAGCCCUGCUGUAUGAGUAUGAACAUAAGGUCAAUGUGUCUGCCUCAGAUGUCAAAGGCAUGGUGUACAAGUCCCAAGAAAUACAACGGGAUGAACUGGAGCCUGACACCUUGGUAACCAUCAACCGAGGAGCCCUGAUUGGCCUCCUCAUCGUAGCAGUGGCUGUUGCCAUGGUGAUUAUCAUCAGCCUCCUGAUGGUUCGCCGAAAGCCAUAUGGGACCAUCAGUCACGGCAUUGUUGAGGUGGACCCCAUGGUUAGCCCGGAGGAGCGGCAGUUGAACAAAAUGCAAAACCAUGGCUAUGAAAACCCCACGUACAAAUUCUUUGAAGAGAUGAACUGAGUUCCUUGGGGAUGGGGCUUGUGGCAUGACCAGGGUGGUGGGCAUGACCAUGUGGAUGGAGGGAUUGGCAUGUAGAAUGGGAGAGGAGUGUUUUCCACUCAGAGUCCUUCUCCUUUUCCGUGCCCCGUCUGAGCUUCGCUCCUACCACCUCAUCCGCCUUCUUUUUGUUCUUCCAUUUGCCAUCCUGCUUCAUACUUUCUGGGCUUUCUAGCUACUGCUACUACUUGUCAUUUCUUCCACUUCUUCAAUUUUACUUCUCAAGGUCUAAAUGCCUUUCGCAACACACGUGCACCAUGGUUGCGUUCACACAACAUGCUUUAACCAGCUUUCUUACAAACCUAGGGGCUACCUUUGCUGGAGCACUCGGCUCGGUUCAUUUUAAUCUUGCGUUGUGUUUCUUUAAAUGGCUUAGCAUGUUGGGCAAACACAUCCGAUUUGGUGAGUUUUCUGGUUUGAUGUACUGUGGAAACCCACCACGUCGGUUAAUUCAAUCAUCUAGUUCGGCAUGUUGUGUGAACUGAGGCAUUCCCACCAAGCUGCCAGCAUCAGGUUUCAACUCUUGUAUUUUAAGCCAACUCAUCCCAAUGGGUAAACUGCAUGUUGUGGAGAGAAACAGUUGAAUCUACAGAAUCAUCAUGCAAUUUAUGGGGGCACCAAACGUCACAUCAUACACUCUUAAAACCUAUAUGUUCCAAUCAGUAAUCAGUACUCAUUGUGUGACUUUCACACGUGCAUCUUCCUAACUUACCUGAAGCCAAAUCUCAUGUUAAAAGGACAGCCCAUAACUCAGUAUCCCCACA
Messenger RNA from Notechis scutatus (mainland tiger snake), 2513 nucleotides. The record is from RefSeq and is a predicted model, not a curated record. NCBI's taxonomy places the organism in Eukaryota, Metazoa, Chordata, Lepidosauria, Squamata, Elapidae.